GAUGCUUAACGACUGAGCCACGCAGGUGCCCCGAGGAUGCACUUUCUAAGGCAGUGCUUAGUGUCAGGAUGCAUGCCCUCCAUGGUCUCCCUCAGUCUGAGACCAGCCUGCAGUGUUGGCACGAUGGGGUGUGUGCCUCUCCCACCCCUCCCCCGCUGGCCCACAGUGGAACCGUCUUCUUGGGUUUCUGGUAAUUUCAUCAGGGCUGCAUCAUGUUGCUAAAGCUGCAGAUAACAUCUCCUUGUGGGUAACUCUUCCCUGAAAGAGCCCCUGAGGCUGGACCCAGGCUCAGAGUUGGAACAAUGCGGUGGAAGUUUGGGGGGGUCUGAGGGUCUGUAGGUAGAAGCAGGUUGGCUGGGAUCUGGAACUGUGUUGAGGAACAAUGCCAUUUGCCACUGGACCCCAUGGCAAGGCGAAGGGGGCAGGUGGGCCUGGAGAGGCCCCUGAGCUCCUGGAGCUCUUGGAUAUUAUGCUGACUCCUGAGAGCUCCGCCUAGCUCCACUGACAAACCCCCAUCCAGGCACGGGCACGGAGACCCACCCCAUCCUAGGCCAGGCAGAGCGACUGUCCCCCAGCACAGGUCCACCUUAACUGGGCAGCCCUGUGGGCGGAGCUCAUUGUUGAUGCCGUCUGUGCAGACCUGAGCGCAGGACCGACUUGCAGGAAGCACACGCAGCUUCCCGCCUGCUGACCCGGUUCCUCACGCUGCAUCUGCAGCCCAGCACCAUGAUCCAGGGUGCCUCGGAGCCUGAUGGCCUCAGCUGGGGCUGGGACGGGGAGGAUGACUGGGACGGCGCUGUCCUGACCCUGCUGGCGCUGGCUGUGGUGGCCGCCACGGGACUGGCCUUGCACUGGUUUGGCUCUGGGCAGGACCAGGAGGCAGCAGCACCCGCAUCCACAGCCCCUGGGGCCCAGCCUUCACAGGCGGGAGGAGCCAGGCCCGCCCUGCCCCUGAAGUCCAAGGUCAGUGAUGGUGUUGAGGGAAGCAGCCCAGGGCAGGGGAAGCCAGACCCUCCGGGACGUGGCCAGGGGAGUCCGGCUGCAGCAGGGGCCCAGGAUCCGAAGCUCCGGGGAGGUGGCCGUCUGGCUGCCACAGCUCUACCUCCACUCAAGACAGCUGGUGAGGUGACCACUGGAGGGGCCUUGGGACAGCAGCAAGGUAAUGCCAAGCCAGAAGCCCCCCGAGGCAAAAGAAGGGAGCCUCUCGGGCCAGGUACUGCCCUCAUGGGUAGAAGCAAAGUGGGGGGGACGUCUGGCCCCCUCCUGAUACACUUCACCCCUCGGAGUCCUGGCAGACAGAUGGAAGGACAAGUGAAGGCAGGAGGCGUCCAAGUCAAGGUGCCAACUCACCAGGGCCUGAUCCACACCACAGAACAGGACACCAGUCCCUGGCAACGAGGUGUAGGGUCACCUGGCUCACUAGAGAGAGGCCCCAGCAGCCGGCGGUGGCAGGUGGACCACAGCUCAGGAGAUAGAAACCGCCACUUCCCGAGGUUGGACUCCCUGCGCCUGGGCGCUGUGGUGAGCGUGUGGGAUGCUGUGGAUGCAGGCAGCAGCCUCUCCACAGGCUCUCAGAGGCCCCCUGUUCCCCAGGAGCCACCUCCAUCACACACCACGCAGACUGGGCCCUUGGCUGAGGGCACAGAGAAGGGGUGCAGGGAGAGCAGCCUCCAACCAGCCCCAGUCCUAGCUCUGGAAAGCAGGGAGCCUGGGUCCCAGGCUCCCAGGGAGGCUCAGGGAUCUCCAGCCUCCGUGGAAGGCUGGCCCUGGGAGAGGAGGGAUUUUCUUGUCACCAGGAGCUUCAGCCAGGCCCCAGGCUCCAUGGGCCCAUGGCCAGAGGGGUCGCAGUGUGGACACCCACUCUUGUCUCAAGGGCGGGGGACCACAGACGCCAACGACGCAGUAAAGGCUGGGGCUAAUGGCUCUGGAGAUGGCUCUUUCUUCAGCUCAGGGCCCGGCGGGACAGAGGAGCAAGCGGGCCACGGCGUCAGAGAAGGGAGAGAAUCCCAGCAAGGCCAGGGGGAGCAGAGCAGUGAGCAGGAGGGAGGCCUUCAGGACAGAGGAAAGCCCUCUACAGACACUGUCCAGGGAGCCCCCUCCUUGAGUCCCUUAGCCACACCCUCUCCAUGCUUCCCUAAGCCCCUUCCACUCUUGGCUUCCCCUCUGACAGUACGUCCCCAAGGAGGUCUCUUACCUGUAGGCCCAACCUCCUCGCCUUCAGACUCUUUGUCCCUCAGAGUUAGCCAGGGUCCUGUGGAGGAUGAAACUCACAGGCCAGUGCAAGCCCCAGCUGCAGCCCCAGCCCCAGCCCCGUCCCCUGCCCUAGCCUCAACCCCAGCCCCAGCCCCAGCCCUAGUGUCAGCCCCAGCGCCAUCCUCAGCUGCAGCCCCAGCCCUGUCCCCUGCCCCCAGUAAUGGGUCAAGGCCUACGGCACAGGACCACAGUGCGGCUUUCCGCAAGGACAAGCAGGAAGGGCAAAUCUCAACCAGCUGGGAAAAUCUUAUUUCCAUGGUUCUUAGGAGUCACCCUUUCCCCAGGCAAGAGAGACCCCAAGGGAGAGCCCCAAGGGCAGCUCCCCAGAGCCCUAGAGAUCCCAGCACUGGUGCACCCUCUGAGAACAGAGAGUCUGGUUCUGCCCCUGAAGGGGCCGCCCCCAGCCUGGAGGUCAGGAAUGGCUCCUCAGGGGCAGACACAGAGGCUGGACGUCGGCAACAGCAGAGCCACUUGGAGACCAAGGAGGCUCCCAUCCCAGAGCCUCCCUCAGGUCCGAGAGGAGAUGCAGUCGAGGAGAAGCGUGCAGAAGACCCUCUGUUGCCCGGAGCUGCAAUGCCCGGGGCCCCAUCACCGCGCCCUGAGCGGAGGCAGUCUGGCCCCCAACCCUCCCCCACUGGGAGGGGCGCCUCACAGCCGGUCCCGCCACCGCGGAAUCGCAGCGCGUGUGAAAGAGCAGAGAGCUCCGAGCGCGGUGUCCGCCAGGCUGCGUCCGCGAGGCGCCGGGGAGAGGCUCCGGGGGAGAAGCCCCGCCCUGCAGGCAGCGGGAUAGUCGUCCCGGGAAAGCAGAAAGAGGCCCGCAAGCUCAUGGUGCUUCUGCAGAGGCCGGGGCGCUGGGGGGAGGGGGAGGGGCCCCGGAAGCCCAGCCCCCUAGCCCGCGAGCCGGCUUCGGCAGCAGCUCUACGACAACGCCCGGACCUGGGCAACUGCCUGGACGUCCUGGCCUUCGCCCAGCGGCACGCGGAGCCCGGCCUGCUGCGGGAGACAUACGCCUUGAUGAGCGACAAUCUGCUGCACGUGCUGGGAGACCCGCACCUCUACCGGCAGCUGAGCGGGGCGGACCGGGAGCGCAUCCUGAGCCUUCGGACUGGCCGGGGCCAGGCGGUGCUGGGGGUCCUUGUGCUGCCCAGCCUCUACCGGGUGAGCCGCUCAGGGCUCACCAGGGGCCCUUGUGGGGAGGAGGCUCCUACUCCGGGGCCUGCACCCCUGCCUCCGCGCACGCACCUGCACGUGUUCAACCCCCGAGAAAACACCUGGCGGCCCCUGACUCAGGUGCCGGAGGAGGCCCCGCUGCGGGGCUGUGGUCUCUGCACCAUGCACAACUACCUGUUCCUGGCCGGGGGCAUCCGUGGCUCCGGUGCCAAGGCCGUCUGCUCCAACGAGGUCUUCUGCUACAACCCGCUGACCAACAUCUGGAGCCAGGUGAGGCCCAUGCAGCAGGCCCGGGCCCAGCUCAAGCUGGUGGCUCUGGACGGGCUGCUUUACGCCAUCGGUGGCGAGUGCCUGUACAGCAUGGAGAGCUACGAUCCGCGCACGGACGCCUGGACCUCGCGCGCGCCCCUCCCUGCAGGCACCUUCCCUGUGGCCCACGAGGCUGUGGCCUGCCGUGGGGACAUCUAUGUCACUGGGGGCCACCUCUUCUACCGCUUGCUGAGGUACAGCCCUGGGAAGGAUGCAUGGGAUGAGUGCCCCUACAGCGCCAGCCACCGGCGUUCCAGCGACAUGGUGGCGUUGGGAGCCUUCCUCUACCGCUUCGACCUGCUGCGGGGCGUGGGCGCUGCGGUGAUGCGCUACAACACGGUGACCGGCUCCUGGAGCCGGGCGGCCUCCUUGCCACUGCCCGACCCGGCCCCACUGCACUGCACCGCGCUGGGCAACACCAUUUACUGCCUCAACCACCAGGUCACGGCCACCUUUACGGUCUCCGAGGGGACUGCCCAGUUCCAGGCCAGGGAGCUGCAGCCCUUUGCUCUGGGGAGUAAGGGCGUCCUCUGUCCAUUCAUCCUGACUCUGCCUGCCACCGACCCCCUGCAGACUGCCCUCUGAGCUGCUCUCCAGGGAGACCCUGGGGCUGGGGGUCUGCUGGCAGGUGGGGCACAGAAGGUGGCUGGGAUCCAGAACUUUCUGCCAUUGUUUCUGGGACAGCUUUCUUUUUCUGUUUUAAUAAGACUCAUGAUUUCCCCCUUCCAUACCCCCCAGCCCUUAAAAGAGACCUCUCCCCCUGGGAGCUCAGGCUCCUUGUACCUACCUGUGAGCUGGUUUUGGGCCAUCCCUACCCCGUUUCCCAGCCUCCCACCACAGAAUGCUGUCUACUGCCUUUAUGACUUAGUUGUUGCCCUCACACCUCAGCUGGCUCACAAAGCCCCUCCUCCAGGAUGGUUCUCCUCUGGGCUCCAGGGCCAGGCUCCCUCUGGCAGCACCGCACUGCCUGGAAAAACAUCUGUCUGUGGGUCUACUGGUACUCUGAGAGCCAGGGACUGAUGAUGUGUCCUUAAGGACCAGGAUUUGGCCUGUGGAGGAGCUGAGUGACUGCUGAGCAGAGGAAGGAGGUGGCUAGAAACAAGUCACACUUCCUGUCUUUUGUCCCUAGGGCUCCAAGCUGGGCAAGGAGUCUAUAAGGAAGUGGGAAGGGGGAACAAGGAACAGAAAAGUCCCCAGGAAAAUGUCUUUGCCUCAGGCCUCGGGAGCCUGGCUUGGCCUUGGGAACAACUCUGUAGCCCUCCUUUGUCUGAUCCCAGAGGCCUAGAACCCUUGUCUAUGAAACCAUUCUGCUGUCUGCAGCCCCUGACUGUAACCCCAGCCCAGGCCUGGCCAGGACCACUUGGGCUCAUGCCCCUCUGUGGGGUCUCUCCCACCUGCUCUGCCCCUCUAGAAGCCAGCCUCACUUCCCACCAAUGCCUGUUCUUACGUGAGACCCAGGUUUCCCCUGAGCUCUUUCCCUUAUUAGCUGUGGACUUAGAAGAGACAUCUAAUUUCAUUCUUCUCAUCUGUGCAAUGGGGACAAUGAACAUCUGUUACUCAGGAGAGUUGUGAGAACAUAAGGUCACAUAUGUGAGCACCUAGCACAGUGCCCAGGAUGAAUAAACAAUGUUCCCCUUUGCCUAUUUUGGAAUCCACCAUAGGAAGGUAAAUAAAUCUGACUGAAUACUGCUA
Messenger RNA from Leptonychotes weddellii (Weddell seal), 5424 nucleotides. The record is from RefSeq and is a predicted model, not a curated record. NCBI's taxonomy places the organism in Eukaryota, Metazoa, Chordata, Mammalia, Carnivora, Phocidae.